GAGUAAACUAAAACAAAAAAAACUUUUAUGAUUCUAUUCGAAAACUCAAUACGCCUCAUUGGAAAAAAAACUUAUUAUUUAUUAUGACCAAGAUGCCGCGCGGGAACGAGAAAAAAUACCUUCAAUUCCUUGAGUUAUAUAAAAAAGCAUAUUCAACACUUGAAAAACAAAAGCAGUAUCAGCAAGCACAAGAGUUGUGAAAAAUAGUAAAAAACAAUGAAUCCUUGUAUGAAAAAAAAAAUAAAUGAGUUAAAAGAGAAAGUAACAAAGUCGAAAGUAUCACUUAUGUCAUUCUGGGGAAAUACCAUUUCACCACCUAGCAAAAAGAAAAAAGAUAUCCAUCCAGCGCCGUCUUCGUCAAAUGAAACACGAAGUUUCCUAAAUGCAACUACGACAGAGCCUGCAAGGAUUGAAAUUAAUUUAACAGACAACAAAAAAGAAAGAGAAAAUCCGGCACAAGUUAGGAGUCGAAAGAAAAUCUCAGAUCUUGAAUCACAACGUGCAUCCUUGAUAGUCGUACGUGAUUCUGGUUUUUCUACCGUAACAAAGGAACAAAUAAACACUGUGAAAGAAACCAUAAGAAAAGAAAAAACAAAAUUGGACAGAUUGAUUCGUGAAUCAGCUCGUCAAAGAAAACGAAGACAAAAACUUAAAGAGAGCAUCGAAACUGUGUGUCAGAACAUCCCUGAAGCAUCAAGUGCUUUGAAACAGUUUAGUCGAAACCAUACUGGACGACCGCGUCUCGAAGUUGACCAACCAGAGCUUUUAUCAACAAUUAUAAAAAUUGUGCAAAAUUUAUCAGCAGCUGACGAACGUCGAAGAACAGAAUGUCUCCGUAGCGUCUCCACUUUAGAUGACCUUCAGGAAGAGUUGACAAAGAUAGGCUUUACCUUGAGUAGGAGUGGUUUGUACCUUCGUCUUUUACCACCACGUGGAAACACUUCUGAAGGAAAAAAACAUGUCAGCACAGUUCCAGUAAAGCUGUUACGUCCAGAAAACUCAAUGCGAAAAAAAAAAUGACGAUAGAAUGUUUGCCAAAUCAUUCAUUGACGACAUGUUCGAAGUUUGCAAAUUGUUUGGACCAAAAGCUGUGCUUUUCAUUUCCAACGAUGAUAAAGCCAGGGUCCCAUUGGGUAUUGCUGCAGCAAGCCUUCAAGCGCCGUUGCUGAU
Hydra vulgaris (swiftwater hydra) is the source of this 1170-nucleotide messenger RNA. RefSeq lists its product as uncharacterized. NCBI's taxonomy places the organism in Eukaryota, Metazoa, Cnidaria, Hydrozoa, Anthoathecata, Hydridae. The record is from RefSeq and is a predicted model, not a curated record.